UAUGGAGGAUUGGGUAAGGCAGCUUUUCGCUGGCACAAAGGAUUUUAGUUCAUUGAGCACGAGGAAAGUUCGUCUAAUAUAUGAAAAUGAAACUGGGAAAGUCUUAAGUCCAGAUGAGAAACUUGAGCUAAAGCAGAUUAUCAUCAAACUUCUCCCAGACUUCCUGUCUUACCAGGCACCACAGAAAUCUGGAGACAAAGUCCUGAUAAACAGAGGGAGAGAAGGAGAGGAGACAAACAAGGAAGAUUGCCGGGUAUUCAAGCAGGACAACAAGGACAGUAACGUUGUCAAAAAGACAAAGUCUAACAAAGUGGUCAAAGGACAGGAUGAUAGUAAGGAUGGUGGAGGUCGGAAUGUUGUCCAAGAUGAUGGUGAGGAUGAUGGUGAAGAUGUAAUAAAUGGACAUGAUGAUGUAGAAGGAAAGAAACUUGAUAAUGGCAAAUAUGGAGCUGAUGAUGAUCACAAAUAUAAACCGUCGAGUUUGUCAGAAGAGGAAAGAGCACAGGAAAAAUCACCCGAGAAAGAACUGGAGCACCUGUCAUCGGAUGCAUCAAUUGUAACAACAUGGAAACUAAAAGAGGCCAGGUCAACCAAAAAGUACUCUGGUAUUAAGAGGCCAAAGAGAAUCGUUUCCAUGGGUGAAGCGAUGGAAGAAAUGAACCUGAAAUUGAAUGAACUUAAACCGUGCUGUGUUCGUCUCUAUGACAUCCGCACUGAAAGUGGCUCAGGUUCUUCAGGUGAAAUUCUCAAGGGAAAAACAGGACGCCGACUAAGUCUUGCUGAGUGGAGAACAAAGGCCAAGCGAAAACGGGUGAUAUCAGCCUCAUCAGGUUCAGGAUCUGAUCAUGGACACAGAGGAUUCUCCCCAAAACAGAAACAAAAAGCAAAAAAGGUCCAGAAAGGCAAUUCCCGUUGCAAUAGCUCUGAUGAAGACUGCAAACUCCUCAAAACAAAGAAAAAGGAAAGUGACAGCAAUGACUCAGAAUCUGUAGGAAGUGACUCAGACAUCUGCCGUGUAAAAGGCAUGAACAAAGGAACAAAGAAACCAGCAUCUGCUUCUGACUCAGAAGAAGAAGGCUCAUCAGUGAAAGCUCGUCACAGUGUCAGAAAUUGUUCAGUGCUUCUAGAAAAGGCAAAAACGACAAAAAUUAGCAUCAAUCCGAUAAUGAAGAUGUCCAAAAAGAGAAAAACUGUUGACAGUGAUUCAACUGAAAGUACAUCAGAUGGUGGGAGCUUUACGAAUAAGAGACCGAGAAGGUCCAGCGCCAGGACGGAGUUUAACAGGAGCAGUUCUAAAAGCGAUUUUGACAGUGCUAUGAAAACUUCCCAUGGCAUACAGUCAGAAAAAUCAAAGUUGUCAACUGCUAGACAAAGGAUAGAGUUCAACAGGAGUGGCUCAGAUAGUGAGUUUGAGAGUGCUAAGAAAACUUCACCUGGGAAGAAGUCUGUGUCAGAAAGAUCAGAGUUACCAGUUGACUGGGCAGGUGAUGAAAGUGACUCGGACUUUAUCAAGCCACUUAAGGCAGUAACAAAGAAAAGAUCACAGAGAAAAAGGAUUUCUCUUGAAUCAGACAAUAGUGAUUCUAACCAAAGUGAUUCACAAACACGUAUUGACAAGAGGCAACAACGUAUUGAACUUCACACUUCCGAUGAGAGUGUGUCGAAGACUUCCUCACUUACCAACAAAUCACGGGUCAGAAACAAGUCUGAUUCAAAGAGGUCCAUGACAAACCUGAGAUCUAAGCAAGCUUCGUAUUCGGAUGGAAGUAGUUCCAGUGAAGAGGUUGAAGGUCUAUUUAAUGUUUUACAGAGUGAAAAGAGCUUGACAGGGAAAUCUGAUGAUGAACCAGUUUCAAAAAUUGGAAAGACAGAAAGUGCUAGAGUAAAUAUAGAAAACAUUGACUCUGACUCGGAUUGGGCUGAAGUUGUGACGGUGAAAGCAUUAAGUCAAGCAAAGAAGGGAAGCCCUGCCAGGAGAAAGCUGGAGGCUGCUGUUUCCCCUGUCAGAUCGAGAGGGAAAGAGAAGACAAGGGGAGGUGUUAAGAGUUAUGUCUUGUGCAGUGAUACCUCAGCAGUUGGAAGCGACUCAGCAACCAGCAUUGGUGCCGAUAGUGACUCAGCAACCAGCAUUGAUGCAGAUAGUGACUCAGCAACCAGCAUUGAUGCAGAUAGUGAGUCAGACUCAGAAAGGGGAAAAUCUACCACAAAGAUACAGAGAUCAAGAGAGACGCAAAAGUCACUGAAAGUGUCGAAUAGGAAAGAACGUCCACUAAAACAACCGAGUAAAGUGGAUGACAGCAGUGAAAGAAGUGAAGAAUUUGACAUCAAGCCCUGCGUCAUCUCAUUGGUGGAUAUAGUGAAAGAAAAGUCAUUCCCUAGAGUCAGUGAAACUACCUUCCUUGUUAGAAAUGUUAUCCAGUCUCACAAAACUGGGAGUAAACUGGCAUUCUGUGCAAAUCUAGUCGGUGAUGAUAACUCAGACAAGAGAGUUACAGAAUCACCUAUAAAAAGGAGUCCCUGUAGGAAGACGAGUUCCCCAACCGAACUGAAGACAACAAAGGAGAAAAGAAAAUGUCGAAUGAGGUUCCUUGUAGAAUCAACUGGUUCAUCGGAGUCUGAUUCUGACUUUGAGAAUGUGCAAGUGUCACCGAGAAGAGUUCGCAGAUCAGGAACUAGUGGAAAUGUCAAGCAAAGAAUUGUCUCAGAGAGUGACAGUGAUUUCGAGCCAGCACAUGGUAAGAAGCCUGGAGCUUUAAAAAGCAAGAGUCUGAGGCAAAGAUUGAAAUAUUCAGUUGACAGAUCUGGAAGUGAUAGUGUUGAUGGGGAGUCAGGAGACGCGGAUUCAAGGGGUCACGGUUCAUCUCGGAGAGGAAAGAAGAAGAUACGGGACGACAAAGGGAUACGUGGAAGGGACCAGCCAGCAGCUAACAGGAAGUGCAGAGAAGACAAUUCUUAUGGUCGUAAAUGUAGAUCCUCUACUAGGAAAUCAUCCAUCAGCGAUCAGCGAAUUGAAAACAUAAAGCAAAGAAAUAUUUCUAGAAGUAAUAGUGAUACAUGUAUUUUUCAAUCUAGCGACGAGGGAAGUGAUUUGAUAGUUGAGACGGUGGGAUCACCUUCACGGACGCCCAGAGGAAAACACAAAAGCGAUGUCAUUCGACCUAGCGACGAGGGAAGUGAUUUGAUAGUUGAGACGGUGGGAUCACCUUUACGGACGCCCAGAGGAAAACACAAAAGCGAUGUCAUUCAAUCUAGCGACGAGGGAUGUGAUUUGAUAGUUGAGACGGUGGGAUCACCUUCACGGACGCCCAGAGGAAAACACAAAAGCGAUGUCAUUCAAUCUAGUGACGAGGGAAGUGAUUUGAUAGUUGAGACGGUGGGAUCACCUUCACGGACGCCCAGAGGAAAACACAAAAGCGAUGUCAUUCAAUCUAGUGACGAGGGAAGUGAUUUGAUAGUUGAGACGGUGGGAUCACGUUCACAGACGCCCAGAGGAAAACACAAAAGCGAUGUCAUUCGAUCUAGCGACGAGGGAAGUGAUUUGAUAGUUGAGACGGUGGGAUCACCUUCACGGACGCCCAGAGGAAAACACAAAAGCGAUGUCAUUCAAUCUAGCGACGAGGGAAGUGAUUUGAUAGUUGAGACGGUGGGAUCACGUUCACAGACGCCCAGAGGAAAACACAAAAGCGAUGUCAUUGAGACCAAAGAAAGUAAAAUUGUUAUUGCAAGGCGUGUUAUGCCAGUUAGUAAGAAGAAAAGCAGAGGUUCUGAAUCCCAGGACAAAAACUCAGGCAAAAAAACAUCUAAAUUAGAAAAAAUGAAAACAGGUGAACAUAUGGAUGUUGUAAACAAUAAGACAGAUUUCACUGAUUCCGACUCAGAUAGUUUGCCAGAGACAAAUAUUACGUCAAAGAAUAGUGAUUCAAAGCAAGCAUGUAGUGGCAAACAAGUGCAGAAAAAGUUACUUGGAUCUUGUGAGAGUGACUUUGAGAUUUCUACUUUAGUGUCAGAGAUAAGUGCAAAGCAUUUGUGUCCCAAAAAAACAAAAAGAAAGAAGGAAGAGAUGAAGCUAAAUUCAAGUUCAUCCAAGGCUCAUUCAACAGAAUUGUUGACUGAUUCUGAUGCUACUUUAUCAGAGCUGGAGAGUUUGUCUCCGAGAAGGGGAGCUCAAGACAGAUUGUCACCAAGAAGGAGAUCUCGAGACAGAUUGUCAAAGAAACAGGCUGAAUGCAAGUUAAAGAAACAGAUUCAGAUGCAGCAAGUUUCCGAUACAAGCUCAAGCGCGUUUGAUGCAAAUGACGAACGUUUGUUUGGGGGAAAUACAUGUAAUAGCAAACCAACCAUAUCCCCUAGAAUUGUUUCUGAUUCAGAAUCAUCGGUCACAGAUGUCGAGGCAGUGUCAAACACUAAAAGGGGGAAGAAUAGAAAGGCGAAUGUAGAGUCUCGCAGCGUUUCUUCAUCAUCGGUAGAGUCUGUGAGAGUAGGAUCUUCUGUGAAUAAGGUACAAAAAGCUGUUGAUGCAGAUUUGCAUAAUAGUGACAUUCACUCAGAUGACACUUCAUGUUUACACAGUAGAGGUAGGUCUCCACAGAUGGAAAAUCUGACCAAAAAGAAGACCAGAUCUCCACAGUCUGGAAAAGGAAAAACUGAAAAGCGAAAUAAUCGUGGCAAAAGGUUGAGCAGGAAAGGCAUUGAAAAUGACAGCGAUGAUAAAGAUUCCAGCAAGAAAAAUGGCAGGAAAGGUCACUCAGAUGAUGAAUCUCAUUCCAAAAGUGGACAAGAUGAUGGUAAUGAUGUUGAUGGCAGUGAUGACUCGGGCAACAUUAGUCCAGAUGAGACAGAGAUUAAGGCAUUGUCAUCAUCAUCAACACCACCUCAAUCACCAUCAAGUAGUGACAGUGUGGAAUUGAGAAGUGAACCUUGCUUAUCAAGGACAGAACACUCUGACCUUAGUGUCUGCGACAGUGGUGGUCCCGGGAAGAGGACAUCUCCAGGGAAACACACAGGGAACAGUCCAGCACAGUGCAUUCUAAUCCCAGCCGAGAUACAUGUACAGAAGGAAAAGUCGACCAAGGCAGAUGACAGUGAUGUGGACACAAGUAGUUUGUCCGAGUCAGAACUCAGGUUGAUCACUGUGAAGGAACAGCCAGCAAAAGUGCUAAAGAAGAAGAAAUCUGUGUUUUCCAAGCCUGUUAAAAACUCAGCCGAGAAGGUGAAGCAAUCAGAGAAGACUAAAAGUAAGAAAGGGGCCUCAAAAGAAAAGAAGGAUAAGAGGGCAGCUCCUGACAAGUACAGUGAAAAGUUGAAGCAGCUGGUAACGAUUUGUAAGGCCAUGGGGUUGUCUUACAGUCAUCGUGUAAGGGGAUGUAACUCUGAUGAAAAGAAGGUUGAGCAGAUCCAGGAUUACUUGGAAGAGUGUGGCAUGAAAGGGGAGAUAACUCUGAAAAUGGCCAGAAAGUGGAGGCUGGAGCGGGAGGCAGCCGAGUUAAGCAAAGAUAAUAUUUUAUCUGGCCAGGAAGGCCGCACGAGUAGAAGCCAGGGCUUGUUUUCAUCACAUUCCAAAUCUCCAAGAAAACAAACUUCUCCUGUGCUGAAAUUAGACCGACUGAAGGACAUUAUUGACAGUGAGGGCAGCUCAGACUGAUUGGAUUCCAGGUGUGCUACUUCAGCAUGGCAGUAGUGUGGAAUCUGCUCCCUACCUGUACAACAUUGCUAUGAUUGGUGACAAGGAAUGUGAUGUCUAAUGGUAUGAUGUUGAAGUGACUCCAUACCCAUGGAGUAAAUACACAUCUGCACUCAGGGUUAUUUUGAACAUUGGGUUUCAACAACAACAUAUUAUAUGUGAUCCUACCUGUCUGAUUAGGACUCGCACACGAUCAGAUCUUUUGAUUAGAACUCUCACAAGAUUUAAUCUGUUCAAUUAGGAUUCACACACGAUCUGAUCUGAUUGGUUAGGACUCGCACAAGAUUCGAUCUGUUCUGUAAGGAUUCACAAACGAUCUGAUCUGUUUAAUUAGGAUUCCCACACAAUCUGAUCUGUUUAAUUAGGAUUCCCACACAAUCUGAUCUGUUUGAUUAUGACUUAUCCCCUAUUGUAAUUGUGUUAUUCCUAGCUCAAUCUCAUAGGAUAAAAUAUUUAUGGUUCAAGAAUGAUGCUUAAUAUCUUCAUUGUUUUUUUUUUUGACUGGUCAGUGCCAUAUGUAAAUAUAUAUGUACAUGUAAGUCCCUGAUUGCCUUAGCCUGAUCAAAUCACCAUAUGUCAUGUGAAAAGGUGUAUGUAUUGUAUUGCUGCCGGUAAAAUUUAUAACAUCUGCGCGUAUCUACCAUUUGGCUGCAUUGUUAGAUUUUUUUGAUAAAAUCACACUGUUAUUUGAAGUGGGUUUGAGCGAUAGUAGAAGUAUUAAACCUGAGGAUUUUGCCAAAGGGAAAAUGAAACUAGCCUUGUUAAGUGCACGUGCACGCCCAAGUGUAUUAGUAUGUUGAACAGAAUGAUGUAUUCUGUUUAUCUGUACAUGUAGAUGUAGUGAUUCUGGAUUAAAAUUGUUUGCCAAAUCUAUUUAACUUUUAUGAAGGAUUAUUGCCGCGUUGUUGUUGUUGUACUCAUCUUGAAAGCUGCACAAUUGUAACCGCAUGAUAGUUUUAAUUCAUUCUUUUAUAUUGUGUUCUCACUUGACGUAGAGUUAAAGUAUAUAACUUGUUUCUUAGAAUUAUUUGUGCAAUCAGUUUUGUGGUUUGAUAGAUUGAUUCUCUGAUUGUUAACUGUUGCCUUUCUCUAAUCGUUUAAUACAUUUAUACGUUUGUGAAUGAAGUAGAAGAAAGUAUUGUACACUGGAGCUAGACAUGUCUGUCAGCAUCUUUUAAUUGGAUAAACGUGGGAAGAAUUGUAAGGUGUACUGGAACCAUUAUUUUAAGGAAGAAGACGUGAUGGAGGAACAUCCUGAACGCGAAAAAUAGUUGGGACUUACUAAAGCCAACAUCACUUGUUCGCAGUCUCGAAAAUCAUGUAUAUCUGAAUGAAAUAUUUCAUUUUGUUGGUUACAAUCCGGUUAAUGGAACUCACUCAUUCUACAUCUGUGUUUUUUGGAUCGCUGGAAAAAGUGAUGCACACCUUUUUGCUACAAACAUUCUGCAUACACUGUAUUACAUGUGCCAUAGUUCUAACCAUUAUUCUAAUAAAGAAGACAUGAUGGGCCCGUAGAAAUCGUAGGCUAAGUUCAUUGUGAGAGACAUGGCUGUUAAAGGCAUGCGUUGCCACGGUGUUUGCCAUCAACUUUCGGCUUUGAGGAGCAACACACUGUUCGCUCAGUAUUUGUCAACAUAUUUUGUGCACAGCUCCGAUUCUGUGUUUAUAGCUGGCCCUACCAUGCCAGCAGUUAACAUAUAGCUCUAAAUAAGAAUGGAGUUGCAGCGAUUUAAGACUGAGGUCCAGUGUUAUAAAGAAAUCUCAUUUCUCUGCUAUUUCGACAUGUUAGAAUGCCCUACCACUUUAUCAGCUUUGUUUUGAAACGACAAUAUCCACGAUUUCUUACUGUACCAGAUGCCAUUGUUUCAAUAAAUAUGACUAUACCUUUCACCGUU
Messenger RNA from Liolophura sinensis, 7575 nucleotides. Its product is annotated as dentin sialophosphoprotein-like. The transcript has 9 exons. Lineage: Eukaryota; Metazoa; Mollusca; Polyplacophora; Chitonida; Chitonidae. The record is from RefSeq and is a predicted model, not a curated record. Bases 2 to 5641 code for a protein of 1879 amino acids.